Molecule: messenger RNA, 4205 nt
Organism: Pipistrellus kuhlii (Kuhl's pipistrelle)
Lineage: Eukaryota; Metazoa; Chordata; Mammalia; Chiroptera; Vespertilionidae
Gene: SPINK5
Product: serine peptidase inhibitor Kazal type 5
Exons: 38
Coding region: 102-3746 (1214 amino acids)
Biological process (GO): multicellular organism development; cell differentiation; central nervous system development
Molecular function (GO): serine-type endopeptidase inhibitor activity; protein binding
Source: RefSeq, a predicted model, not a curated record
AUAUAUAAAGUAAGCUGCAUUGCCAUGGGUUCAGUCCGAGAGCAACGAGCUGGUGAGCAAUGCGUGGAGCAGACUUUUAGCCAGUUUACAUCAUCUUCAUCAUGAAGAUAACCACAGUGCUGGUACUUCUGAGCCUGGCUCUCUGCCUCAUACAAGAUGCUGCCAGUAUGAAUGAAGAUCAGAGUUCCUGCAGUGAAUUUCGGGUAUUGAUGAAAAAUGGGAAGGUUUUCUGUUCCCAAGAUAAAAAACUUCUUCAAAGCCCUGAUGGAAUAAUAUUCCUCAACAAAUGCGCCACAUGCAAAAUGAUACUAGAAAAAGAAGCCAAAACCCAGAAAAGGGCCACGCAUUUAGCAAGAGCCACUGGGGCCACUGACCCCACAAAGUUGAAUUGCGAAGAUUUCAGGACAGGUGAAAGAGAUGGGGAUUUUAUCUGUAACUUUGAUAAUGCAGCUGUGUGUGGCACAGAUGGGAAAACUUACAGCAACAGAUGUGCCCUGUGUGCUGAGAACGUUAAAACCAGGUCCCAAGUUGGCAUAAAAAACGAAGGGGAGUGUGAAAGCAGUACUCCAGAGCAGGAUUUGUGCAGUGCUUUUCGGCCUUAUGUGAGGGAUGGAAGACUUGGAUGCACGAGGGAAAAUGAUCCAGUUCGUGGCCCUGAUGGAAGGACGCAUGGCAAUAAGUGUGCGAUGUGUGCUGAGCUGUUCUUAAAAGAAGCUGAAGAAAAUAGAAAGCGACAAGAUGAAACCAGAAUUCGACGAAGUGCUGAAAAGGAUUUUUGCAAAGAAUAUGAAAACCAAGCGAAGAAUGGAAGGCUUUUUUGUACCCGAGAGAGUGACCCAGUCCGUGGGCCUGAUGGCAGGAUGCAUGGCAACAAAUGUGCCCUGUGUGCUGAUAUUUUAAAACGGCGCUUUUCAGAAGAAAAAUAUAAAGCAGCUGAAAACCUGAGAAAAGCUGAAGAAAAAGUUAAAGUUAAAAGAGAAAUUGAGAAACUCUGCAAUGAAUAUAAGGGUCAUGCAAAGAAUGGAAUACUUUUCUGUACCAGAGAAAAUGACCCUGUUCGUGGUCCAGAUGGGAAAAUGCAUGGCAACUUGUGUUCCAUGUGUCAAGCCUUCUACCAAGCAGAAGCAAAAGCAAAGAAAAAGGCAGAAGCAAGGAAUAAGAGAGAACCUGGAGAAGCAUCUUUAUUUGCAGAGUUGUGCAGUGAAUACCGCAAGUAUGUGAGGAAUGGCAAACUGCCUUGCACCAGAGAGAACGACCCCAUCCAGGGCCCAGAUGGGAAAAUGCAUGGCAACACCUGCUCUAUGUGUGAGGUCUUCUUCCAAGCAGAAGAAAAGAAAAAGAAGGAAGCAGCUUCCUUUGAGGAAUUGUGCAGUGAAUACCGCAAGUAUGUGAGGAAUGGCAAACUGCCUUGCACCAGAGAGAACGACCCCAUCCAGGGCCCAGAUGGGAAAAUGCAUGGCAACACCUGCUCUAUGUGUGAGGUCUUCUUCCAAGCAGAAGAAAAGAAAAAGAAGGAAGCAGCUUCCUUUGAGGAGUUGUGCAGUGAAUACCGCAAGUAUGUGAGGAAUGGCAAACUGCCUUGCACCAGAGAGAACGACCCCAUCCAGGGCCCAGAUGGGAAAAUGCAUGGCAACACCUGCUCUAUGUGUGAGGUCUUCUUCCAAGCAGAAGAAGAAAAGAAAAAGAAGGAAGCUGAAUCAAGAAAUAAAAGACAAUCUGAGACAGCUUCCUUUGAGGAGUUGUGCAGUGAAUACCGCAAGUAUGUGAGGAAUGGCAAACUGCCUUGCACCAGAGAGAACGACCCCAUCCAGGGCCCAGACGGGAAAAUGCAUGGCAAUACCUGUUCCAUGUGCGAGGUCUUCUUUCAACAAGAAGAAAGAGCAAGAGCAAAGGCUAAAAGAGAAGCUGCAAAGGAGCUCUGCAGUGAGUUCCGGAGCCAAGUGAGGAAUGGAAUGCUCAUCUGCACCAGGGAGAAUGACCCUGUCCGUGGCCCAGAUGGCAAAAUGCAUGGAAACAAGUGUGCUAUGUGUGCAACUGUGUUUGAGCUUGAAGAAGAAGAGAAGAAAAAUAAUGGUACUGAAGAAAAGGCGAAAGUUGAAGCUGAGAAAUUUAAGAGAGAAACAGUAAAGGAGCUGUGCAGAGAAUACCGUAACUAUGUGAGGAACGGACGACUUCCCUGCACUAGAGAGAAUGACCCCAUUGAGGGCCUGGAUGGGAAAAUCCAUGGCAACACCUGUUCCAUGUGUGAGGCCUUCUUCCAACAAGAAGCAAAAGAAAAAGAAGCUGAAUUAAGAACAAAAGUUAAGAGAGAAGCCGAAAAGGAUACAUGCGGUGAAUUUCGGAGCCUAAUGCAAAAUGGAAAUCUCUUUUGCACACGAGAAAAUGAUCCCGUGCGUGGUCCAGAUGGCAAGACCCAUGGCAAUAAGUGUGCCAUGUGUAAAUCAGUCUUCCAGAAAGAAAAUGAAGAAAGAAUGAGAAAAGAAGCAGAAAAGCAAAGAACUGCUUCAGAGCAUGGUUCCAGUGGUAGUGGUGGUGGUGGUGGUGGAGGAAAAGCUCAGGACCAAUGUGCUGAGUUUCGUGAUAAUAUGAAAAAUGGAAAACUCAGCUGUACCAGAGAGAGUGAUCCCGUACGUGAUGCUAAUGGCAAAACAUACAACAAUAAGUGUUCCAUGUGUAAAGAGAUUCUGGAAAAACAAUCAGGUGGAAAAAAUACGUAUUCUGGCUAUAAAGCAAAUGGGACUGAAUCAGCAUCAGGAAAGGAUCCCUGUGAUGAAUUUAGAGGCCAAAUGAAAAAUGGACAACUUAUCUGCACCCGAGAAAGUGAUCCUGUCCGUGAUUCAAAUGGCAAGACACAUGGCAAUAAGUGUGCAAUGUGUAAGGAAAAACUGGAAAAGGAAGCAGCUGAAAGUAAAAAGAAAGAAGACAAUGACAGGCAAAACACAACAGAAAGGAGCAAUGAAAAACAGGACCAGUGCCAUGAAUUCCGGAGCAUGGUGAGGGACGGAAAGCUCAUCUGCACCAGAGAAAACGACCCGGUCCGAGGUCCAUACGGGAAGAUGCACGUCAACAAGUGUGCCAUGUGCCAGAGCAUCUUUGACCGAGAAGCUAGUGACAGAAAAAAGAAUGAUGAAGAAAAAUCACACAACCAACCUUCAAAUGAUAAAAAGGACCAGUGCAAAGAGGUUCCGAAAGGAACAGAGAAUGGGAAGUCUGGGCAUUCCUUGGCCUCCAUUGCCAGGAUAAGUGCAGACGAGUGUGCUAACUUCCGGGCGUACCUAAGGAAUGACGAGCUCCUGUGCACUCGGGAGAAUGACCCUGUGCAUGGUGCUGAUGGGAGGCUGUAUAAGAACAAGUGCUACAUGUGCAGAACUGUCUUUCAAAAAGAAGCUUUGGAAAGGGCAAGACUUCAAGAAAAGCCAUCCCAACCAAGAUCUUCCAGUGAGGAAGACAGCUCAGAUUCCCCCAAAUCUUCUCUGGAUUCUGAGAUGUGCAAACACUAUAGAGUAUUGCCCAAGAUGGGUUACCUGUGCCCAAAGAAUUUACAGCCUGUCUGUGGUGAUGAUGGCCAGACAUACAACAACCCAUGCAUGCUCUGCCAUGAAAACCUAAUACGCCAGAGUAAUACACACAUACGCAGCGAAGGGCCAUGUGAGCAGAAUAGCAUCCCAGAAACAACACCUCUCAGCGUGCCAGCAUCUGGGGAAGUUGCCAUAGGAACAUAUGAUAAGAUAUAUUUAUUCAAAUAAUGAAGAAUCUUGCCAGGCUAAGCUCAAAACAUUUGCAAAGGAGUUCCUUCCGUUUAUUUUUGAGUGUAUUUCUUUCCACCAGAGGUGUAUAUCAGGCAUAAUUAAUGACAGGAAUUAUUUAUGAAGUUAGCUGAUGGAUCAAGUCAUUAGAACAAAAGGUGUCCUGGGUGUGAUUUCAGUUCCCUCUAUGAUUCAGUGCUGUGAUUUUGGAAUAACCAAGGUGAUACGGGUGGGACUUGGCUAAGCAUUGCUCUGGUAACUACUCUGGACUCAUAUCCAAGAGGUUGGAACCUAUUGCCUGACCAUUGUUCCUGGGUAGAAGAUAAUCUAAGAGAGCCUGGACUCCCAAGAAUGGAAUAAAAGGCUUUUCUGGAAAAAUAGAUUGAGGGUCCUGGAACCUAUACUUUUGCUUACUCUCUAAGAAGGACUUUCUGUUAUACAGUAACUGCUAAGAUGAAU